Molecule: messenger RNA, 2446 nt
Organism: Moneuplotes crassus
Lineage: Eukaryota; Ciliophora; Spirotrichea; Euplotida; Euplotidae
Source: the annotation of a GenBank genome assembly
AUGAACUAUUCAAGUGAAAAUAAAUCACUUUGGAAUUCAAUAAAAUCAACCAAAAAGUUAGAGCCCAGCUUAGUAGAGAACAUACAGUCAAUCUUGAUUGACUCUGCUUGACAAGAAGGUACAAAUACCACACAGAAGAGAAAAUAGGAAAUCAAAGAGAGUUCAGAGGAAUGUUUCCACGAAUCUAAUCACUCUUUACAGAAAGACCUCAAAAUACAGGAACAUUAUAAACCCCGUCUACGAACAAUUGGGAUAUGACCGUAAGCAGAAACGCUUUGAGAAGUGUCGAAUUCUUCUCAAAGAUUUCCUAGAAAAUCUAAAUAAUGAAAUUGCAAAAGAUAACAAGAGUCCCGGAAAAUUUCUAAAAAUUAAGCAAGAAAAUUUUCAAAAGUCAACUCCUAGGAAAUCGGCCAGAAAUAUUGAAAAGAGUAAGAAUAGAGCUAAAGCUGUCAAGGAAGAGAUAGCCCAGCAUGAUAAAACAGAAGUAAAGGCUGAGGCUCAUUACAACCAAGAUACAGAAGGUGAAAAAGAAGCAAAAGUAGAAACCUUCCAGGUGAAAGAAGAGACUAAAGAAGUUCUGGAGCCUCUCGCCAGAAAUCUUCAAAAGUUAUCACCCAAAAUAACGAAUUUGAAAACAGAAAUUAAAAAUGAAGAUAAAGGCGAAAUGGAAGUAGAUUCAGACUCUGGCGAGAUAGAUAUGACUUGUAAGGAAGAACUCAUUGCUACUGAUAAGGAUGUACCACCAUCCCCCAUAAGGAACAGAAGGUCAGCAUUCAAGGAUGUUUCACAUAUCUAUACAGCAGAGAAGCCACUGAAAGGAAACCCUUUAACUGGGAUGAACGACGGGAAUAAUAUCUCCAUGAGCUGUCAAAGGACGAGAGAUUUAACCAACCAUUGCAUGGAUUAUCCUCUUAAUGAUAAGAGGAUACAUCUGGCUAAAAGAUCUAGAGAUAUUUCUUCUCUUAAGAGAAACCUAGCUGAUGUCUUUGAAAACAUAUCUGCCUCUGGAGAUCAGCCGAAGAAGGAUACAAUUGAUGAAGUGUCGGAGUUUACCGAUAAUAUUCAGAUAAUGAAAACACCUAUUAAAGAAGAAGCUAAGCAAAGUUUAUUAGAGUGUAUAUCCCCAAGGAAACAUGAAGGGUUCAGCCUGAAUAACUCUGCUUUUAACUCAGUCAUGAACACUCCAAUGAAGCCGAAUUAUGAGGAUUACAAGCAUCUCAUUCCUUCUUUCUCAGAUACAAAAUUGGCUGGACCAAAGAAAGCAAGUAUACCGCAAUUUAUGCAGAUUAUUUCAAACCCAAAGGAUAGUAAUUUUAGAGGUUUCCCAGAAACGUUCGAUUCUCAUCAAAUCUGUGAAGACAUAUGUGGUAAGAAGAGAAGGAGCCCUUCCCUCUUCAUUAUGCCACCAAGAGGCAUCUAUCCUGAUCCUAGGCUAAGGAACAGCUUAAUUUAUUCUCCUUGCCCAGAUAGAUAUGAGGAGGGUUACUCUCAAGGAAGUUCACAUGAGACACCUCAUCUUAAAGAGGAUUCUGAGGUAGAAAAAGCAACAGAGCUAAUUAAGAGACAAAAGGAUGUCAUUAUGAUCCAUAAUGAAGACCAAGAGGAAAGCGAGAGCAACAAUGCUGUGUCUGAAAUUAAUCCUGGCACUAAAAACUCUAGGAGCGAGAGAGGUCUUAAAAGACUUAGCGUAAAAGUCAGAGAUCUUGUGUUCAGACUUAAAGAAACCUCCUACAAAGAUGUUGCUAAUAGGCUUAUUGAAGAACUCGUCAGAGAUAGUGAAUACGAUGACAGUGGCAGGAAGCUGGACCAAAGAUCAAGCAGUGAGAAGAAAACCAAAGAUGAAAAGAAUGUCAGAAGACGUGUUUAUGAUGCCCUCAAUGUUCUUAUCGCAUCUGGCGUUCUUCGGAAAAAUUCUAAUAAAAACGUAAUGUUUGAAGAGCAUCCACAAAAUAGGAUAAAAGGCUUGAAACUCACUGUGAAAAAGAAGCAUGAGACAAAGAAGAAAGAUAUUAUAAAAGCAAUAAAUUUAAGAAAAAUAGCUAUAAAUAACAAAUAUAUUAUAAAACAAGAGGUAGAAGCAAAAUUAAACGCUCUGAAUAACCUAAUAUCAAGAAAUCAAAAUAAAGAAGAGAAGGAGAGGAAAAACUCGAGAUUUAUAGGUCAGGAACUAACAGACAAAAUUCAUGAAGAUAAACGCUGAAGCUCAUCAGCAAAGGUGUACACAGAAGUUGUAGACAAACUAAAGUUCCCAUUCCUAAUCGUAGGAACUAAGAACACGAAGGAUAAUUUGGUGAAGGUGUGAAUGACACCGAAUAAUAGAGGAUGAGCUAUCACUGUGAAAGAGAAGUUCUCCCUGAUGGGAGACAUGGAUGUAAUCUUAAAACUCAGAUUUGACAAAUAAUACCUUUAAACUUGUCUAACUUACCUUGUGCAAUUUCAAUUAUUA